Strigops habroptila (Kakapo) is the source of this 6070-nucleotide messenger RNA. It is a transcript of the gene EPB41L4A, whose product is annotated as erythrocyte membrane protein band 4.1 like 4A. Lineage: Eukaryota; Metazoa; Chordata; Aves; Psittaciformes; Psittacidae. The coding region runs from base 32 to 2074 and encodes 680 amino acids. The record is from RefSeq and is a predicted model, not a curated record. Gene Ontology annotation, cellular component: cytoskeleton. The transcript is spliced from 23 exons.
CCCCUCUUCCUCCCCGGACAUCGCAGCAGGCAUGGGCUGUUUCUGCGCGGUCCCGGAGGAAUUUUACUGCGAAGUUUUGCUCUUGGACGAGUCCAAGCUGACCCUGACCACCCAGCAGCAGGGCAUCAAGAAAUCAACGAAAGGGUCGGUUGUCCUGGGCUACGUAUUUCGUCACUUAAACCUAGCGGAGAUAGAUUACUUUGGACUGCGCUACUGUGACCGAAGUCAUCAAACGUACUGGCUAGAUCCUGCAAAGAGCCUUGCUGAACAUAAAGAAUUGAUAAACACUGGACCACCAUACACCCUGUAUUUUGGCAUUAAAUUCUAUGCAGAGGAUCCAUGUAAACUUAAAGAAGAAAUUACAAGGUAUCAAUUUUUCUUGCAGGUCAAGCAAGAUGUUUUACAGGGCCGUUUGCCUUGUCCAAGCAACACUGCAGCACAGCUGGGAGCAUAUAUAAUUCAGUCUGAGCUGGGGGACUAUGACCCAUAUAAGCACACUGCAGGUUACGUCUCGGAGUACCGCUUUGUUCCAGACCAGAAGGAAGAGCUGGAGGAAGCCAUAGAGCGGAUACACAAAACUCUGAUGGGUCAAGUUCCUGCUGAGGCAGAAGUGAACUUUUUAGGGGUGGCCAAGUCCCUGGAAAUGUAUGGAGUGGAUCUCCAUCCUGUUUAUGGUGAAAACAAAUCUGAAUACUUUUUAGGAUUAACACCCAUAGGAGUUGUUGUCUACAAGAAUAAAAAACAAGUAGGAAAAUAUUUCUGGCCUAGAAUUACAAAAGUUCACUUCAAGGAAACACAGUUUGAGCUUAGAGUUCUUGGAAAAGAUUGCAAUGAAACUUCCUUCUUUUUUGAAGCACGUAACAAGAUAACAUGCAAACAUCUCUGGAAAUGCUGUGUGGAGCAUCAUAUGUUCUUCAGAGUGCCAGAGAAUGAAUCAAACUCUCUGUCAAGAAAAUUCAGCAAGUUUGGAUCCAUAGGUUAUAAACAUCGGUACAGUGGCAGGACAUCUUUGCAAAUGACCAGAGACCCUUCCGUGCAGCUCCCGCGGCCUGACCAGUGCAUUGAAAGAAGUCGCAGUAAGACUUACCCCAAAAGAACACAGCAGACAGGAUCUAAGACCAUGAGCCAGAUUACUACAAAUGGGGAAAAUGAAGGAACUACCAAAAUUAUUGCACCUUCCCCAGUGAAAAGCUUUAAAAAGAUGAAAAAUGAAAACAGCCCAGAAACACAAAGAAGUAAAACAAGCGCACCAUGGGAGGAAAAUGGCCCACAGAGUGGGCUGUAUAAUUCUCCCAGUGACCGCAGUAAAUCGCCAAAGUUUCCUUACUCUCGGCGGCGCAACCCAUCAGGUGGCAGUGAGAAUGAGUCUGAGCAGCCAGUCCGGAGGAGGAGAAAUCAAAACAGUGGCGAAGAUUCAGAUUUAAAGCAAAGGAGAAGAUCACGAUCUCGCUGUAACACCAGCAGUGGCAGUGAGUCAGAAAAUUCCAGCAGAGAGCAUCGGAAGAAAAGAAACAGAUUACGGCAAGAGAAUGACAUGGUUGACUCAGCUCCUCAGUGGGAAGCUGUGUUACGGCGACAAAAGGAGAAAAACCAGGCAGACCCAAACUACCGGCGAUCCAGGCACAGAUCUCGAUCGAGAAGCCCAGAUGUGCAAGCUAAAGAAGAACUUUGGAAACAUAUUCAGAAGGAGCUUGUGGAUCCAUCUGGCCUGUCUGAAGAGCAAUUGAAAGAAAUUCCGUACACUAAAAUAGAGACUCAAGGUGACCCGAUCCGCAUUAGGCAUUCACAUUCCCCUCGAAGCUACCGCCAGUAUCGGCGGUCCCAGUGCUCUGAUGGUGAAAGAUCUGUCCUGUCUGAAGUGAAUGCGAAAACUGAGCUGGUGCCUCCACUGCCUAUUACACGACCUUCAGAUGCGAGAGGUCCCAGCAUCCAGUUGACUCAACAGAGACAGAACGGAUCUAAAGACAGCUUAAUAGAAGAAAGAUCUCCACUAUCCACUAACAACAUUGAUGGAAAACCCACCACUAAGAUCAUAAAAACUGUACAGGUAUCAUGCUUUAAGGUGGAGACUUGACUGCCAUAACUGAAGAUGGUGAAUAUAUUUUCUUCUUUGGAAACUGAGAAUUUGUGUGUGUGCGCAAGGAAAGAAACUGAAGUCUACGUGGUAGCAAUUUUUUUGGGACACUCAGAAGGGCAGCCUGCUUGCUGGGAAGGCCAAGCAAUUCUUUUAUUACUGACACCAUUCUAGUGUUGUGACUCAUUGAAGAGAAGCUGCCUAAUUAGACAACCAAAAAGAAAAGUCAUAGCAAAAUUGUAUCAUCAGCAGUUACAUUUCCAAAAAAUGAACAAAAAAGAAUUUUCUGCAACAAAACAGGCUUGAUGGUCUGCUCUGUAGCCGAAUAGCCUUUUUCCAAAAAAUGACUGUUAACUGACAUGAUCAGGACCAGAUGAUUCAAGAGAAGUGAAAUAGUCAUGGUUUUGGCCAAUUGUGCAAUACAGUGUGAUAUGGGGAGAAUUAUCUUGACAAUUUUAUAUUAUGGGGAUCAACUUGUGUCCUGAGACACAAGGACUGAUGGCUAUUACAAGGUUUAUUUUAGCCUAGAGCUCUUACAAGGUUUAUUUUAGCCUAGCACAACAACAGAUGCGCAUGUUGUUAAUACAAAUGUUGAGUCGACCAGCUUUAGCUCAGAAAUAGUAGACUUGGUAACACCCUGUAGCAGAGAGUUCCAGAGGUGAUACAGACUUACUUUCCCGUGGCAGUUUUAAGUGUUCUCGAUUUUGAAUGCUCUUUUAGAGGCAACAGAGGGGCUAUUUAAUUGAACAUUCCAUACCAUAGAAAUACAUCUGUCACCUUAUAUUAAACCACACUGGAAAAAAACUGGAAAAUAUGUACUGACCCACUGUAUUAAGACUGCUUAGCAAGGCACUUAAGUACUGGUUAACUGAAACUUCUGGAGUAGGAUGUAAGACAGCUAGCAAAUAGCCUUUUUUUUUUUUUUUUUACUAUCUAGAUUAGCAAAGGCUGCCUUAAUCUCUUUUUAUAUGAAAUAAUCAAUGGUAGUACCUUGUGAUACUUUUCUCUGAGCCAUUUCUACUAUGAUAAAAUGACAAAGGCAGUAUUUCAGGUAUAAUUGCAAUUUUUUUCUAUUGACAUGGUAGGAAUAGUAAGUUUAAAUGAUGCUGCACACUGAGUGGGUUAUCUUCUAGAACAUAUCUGAAGUGAUGCCUGGCUCUUCACUUGCCUUAUCACUUUGUGCAAAUAGAUGAAAGUAGUUCCUCUGCCUCCCAUUUGUCCACAGUCAGCACACAGAUAAGACUAUUGUUGUUGCUAACUUAGUAAGUUAAUAAGAAGCUUAGCAAAAUCUUUGUAUUGUGAAAGUAACCUUUCCUAACUGUAAUCCCCAAACUAAAUAUUGACUUUGUCAGACAACAUUGGAAAUGGCUGUAGUAGCUCAUAUGCCUUUAUACUUCGGUCCUUCUUAAACUCAACCCACACUGCCUUCAGUGAUUUGCAGUGAUCCUGUGACUUCUUCCCCUAGCAACACCAUACCAGGGGACUGCAGCCCUGUCAGAAAAGCACGAUUGAGAACUGGAGUGAGAAUAAGGCAUCAAAGUUAUGCUUUACAAGAUGUAUGGAAUUACUAAUACUCAUUUUAACUUAGCAAAACUGAGAAGAAUUUUAUUUUCCACUUAAAUUUUUGAUUCUUUAUUGUUUCAUGAUCUGAGGUGGUCAGGUGGAUGCUACUUGCCAGGGUAGCCAUACAGUUUGUGUAUUCCUGCCAUAGUAUGGAUUGGUCUGCAAGUUGGGAGAUGCUGCAUCAUGUCAGGAGAGGCAGAUUCACUUAAUAAAUACUUUUCUUUGAUCACUUAUUUUGGUUCUUCUUCAGUCUCAGUGAACAAAUCUAAUGGAAAGAAAGAGCUUAAAACCCCUCUGUGACAAAAAUUCUGUUUUCAUUGAGGUUCUUCAGCAUUUUCUGGAUUUACUGUGGAUUUCAUCCUAGGACAUUUUUGGCCUUGGCUUGAAGUAUUUCCUCAAACUAAGUCUCUUAAAUAGUUUCAUUAUCAUUGCUCCAAUUUAAAGUUAUCCUUUUGGAUCUAUUUAUGACCUUGUACGAUAUUCCCACAAGCAGCAGUUAAAAAAAAACAAGCCAAAAGAAAAAAAAAAAAACAAAACACCCAAAACCCCACCAAGCACACACACAAAACCCCCCAUCACCGUGGCAAAGAUUUAGAGAUUAAUCUAGAGCAUCACAAUCUUUUGGAAGACUACUGAAAUAAAACAAACCACACUGGUUAAAGUGUCUGCAGUGAAUGUGAUUUCUUCAAGAAGGUGUUCCAAACUGGGCCAUUAUACACCUGCUUGUAGUUUGUUGCUAAGUCAUUACCAUUAUUCUGCAUUCCUCAGGCACAGGCACGGAGAACAUAGUUACUAUUUUAGGAGGAUUUCUGGUGUUAUUAUUUUGAAAAUCAUCUGUACAUAGUGUGCAUAUCUUACCAAUUCUCAAAUAUUGAUCAGGAAGAAAAUAACUUCUAAGGUUUAUAUCCAACCUCAUGUUUUCCUGCAUAUUGUCAUUUGCCUAUGCUUUUGUGUAAUAUUGCCGGAUACCAUCAGCCAAGCCUGUGGUAUUUCACUUUUCCCACAACAUCAGAAAAUAAGCUUCUAUCUAGUCUGAUAGUGAUAGGAUUCAGUUAACAAGUCACGGGAGAGUUGUUUUGUAAUUUAGCCAACUUUUUUUUGCAUUUAAAUGAGAAAUUUACAGAAAGAGCCCUGGUUUUGAGUUAGACAUCUUCUCGCCAACGACAGUAUAGGAAGCAGGUUUUAGCAAGACUCAUGCUCAGUCUGGGGCACUACAAUACUAUUUUGUAUCCACAAAAGAAUGCCUAAUGCCUGUAUUGCACAUUGUCAGUGCCAGAACAAGGCAAAAUUUGGACAAGGACGUCACUGUCAGCUGGUAGUACAGUAAAAGAAACUUCUUUCAUACACGAGCCCCCUUUCCCUUCAAGCUUCUCUUACUCAGUCAUCUGAGGAAAGGCCCCCUUUCUUCUUAUUUUUAUGAGAGAGAAAGUGAUCAAUCACUGAGGACAGUGUCACAGUAUGCUCUGUAGCCCUAAACCAGCCCUACAACAUCUGUAAGUGGCUGGUCUCUUACAGCUCUGAGCUACAUCUUGCUCUUUCCACUGUUGCUACUCUUCCCCAGCUUUCUUAGGGCUCUUACUGCCUAGAGGCCGUUGUUUUCAGACCCAAAGUUUGGGUGUCAGUUCAAAACGCUUUUACCUUAGUUGAGUCAGACAAGACAGGAAACGUACAACCGCGUCAGGCAAAGUUUACCCUGGGGUUGGAUGUCAUACAGACCUGUCCUCACAUGGUCAAAGGGCUGCUAUUUGAGACGUUCUCACCCUAGUUCUGUGUCUAAUUUGCUGAAUUGAUCUCAGGCCAACAAUUUUAACUUUGUGCCUCUGCGUUUACCUUUUCUGAGACUUGCCUAAGUGCUAAGAAUAGGUAAGUUAUGGAACUCACUUACUAAUUAGCAACACCUACAACAUAAAGAUACACCUCUUUGCAAAACAUGUGUUUUAUACAAUAAAGAGGGCUUGCUAACCACACCACAAAAGUGGUUUUUAUAUAAUCCAUAUAGGUCCCCUUGCUUGUUAGCUGGUUUCUUUCAUUUGGAGCCAGCCUUGACCUGCUGUUCUCUACACUGCACUUCUUACCAAUAUCAACUGAACCUGCAACUCAUAUUCUAAUCGAGUUCAUUAUAAUGAUUUUGGUUAGGAAAAAAAUUACCCAACAGCCAUUUAAGUUGCCAAAUCAGUUGUCUUUAUACAGGUGAAUAUUGAACUGAAUAGACGACAGAUUUUCUUUUGGGGAAACCUGUUUUAAUUCAAAGCUCCCUAGAAAGAUGUUUGAAAACAACAUACACAAACAUCAAAGUGAUGCAUAUGUUCUAUGUAGAUUAAGUAUUCAGGAAGCGACUGCAUACUUUAUUUUAAAUGGAGUUUGAUAGAUGGCUGUGCCAAUACUUGUGUCCAGGUUAUUUAAAAGUCAAGUAAAACUUGAAUUUUUAGGGCA